Molecule: messenger RNA, 1500 nt
Organism: Drosophila sechellia
Lineage: Eukaryota; Metazoa; Arthropoda; Insecta; Diptera; Drosophilidae
Product: YLP motif-containing protein 1
Exons: 2
Coding region: 339-1340 (333 amino acids)
Source: RefSeq, a predicted model, not a curated record
GAUUGGCUACUCCGUAAUCCAAUUAAAGGAACAAUCUACAUUUCAAUUCAAAACUAAUGAAGUGUAGAGAAUUCGCAACAAAGGCUGACAUGUGUUGAUUGUUUCGGCGACUGCAGUGCUGGUAUUUGAAAGUCGUGGGUUUCUUCUGGCCGGGGAGUCAGACCAUAUAGUCCAUAUAGACACGUAAUACCUGGCUUUUCGGAGCCAUUACUAACAAGCUUCCCUGUAGAGCACCCAGCGUUCCAGCUGCCCAACUUCCGUCCAGCACAAACACACAUUGUGCGUAGUCCAAACAAUUCAUUGAUUGAUUGUCGAUAUGGCGAUCAAUUAGACAGAUUAUGGUUUUCAUUGAUCGCCAUUCAGCAGCAGUAGUGACAAACCCAGGGACAGCUGUCAAUGGCCACUUGUAUCUAUGUAUAUACUGGUACACAUGUAUAACCGCCGACUUCCAUUUCGAUUUCUAUUCUCGGCAGCACACCAUUCUGAUUCUCCUACUGCUACUGGGGCUCGUUCUGUGGACCGAUUCCUCGCUAGCCGCCCGUCGCCUGAGGAAGAAGCCCAAGGUCUACAACGCGCUCAUCACCACCGAUGACAACCUCACCUCCAGCCGCGCCUACCCGGUCAUCCAGCCCACCAUCCACGAGCCGGGCUACGCCCCCUUUGGACCCUACAAUCCCUACGGAUUCUACAGUCCGCCGAUCGUCAGGUUCGGCCAGCCGAUUGUCCCGGGAUUGACGCCAAACGAGAGGCUCCCUUACCCCCUGCCAUCUGCCGCCCAGUAUCCCGCUGGCUAUGCUCCAUAUGAACCCCAACAACCGGUGGAGGCGCCAGUGGAGCAGCAGGCGGCGUCGCCACCGGGAACCGUGGAGCGCCAGGAGAUGACCAAGGAGCAGAUGCCACUGCCGCUGAAUCAGCAGGGACUGCCGCCCGUGCUGAUCCCACUGCCCUCCCAGUUCAGAGGCCAACCCAUGCACCUGCCCCCGUAUCCGUACAGCCAGUACCCAGUGAUCUACGACCAAGCGGGCUUCAUUAGGCAGAACUACCUGCCGCCCUACGACUACUACCCCAGCCAGGGUUAUCCCGUGCGGGGAGCCACUUUGCCGCGCGAGGAGCAGGAACAGCCACUGAAUCCCGUCCAGAGUCCACCUCCGCCACAACCACUUCCCCUGGAGAAUCUGGAGCCGGCGCAGCCCAGCUUCGAGGACAUUCGCAACGGAUCGGAGAGCAAAAACAGCGCGGUGCCGGAUGUUCCACCUCCGCCAAUACCCUCCGGACCCAAGCGUCCUCGGCCCGCGGAACCGGAACCGGAAGCGGAACGCAAACCGGAAACGGACAACUGAUUGCGGGCUGCCCAGAUUCCACACACGUAUUUAUUACCAUUUCGCUUAGGCAUAAUAUCGAUUCGAUUGUACAAUGUCGCCUUAACCCGUAAGCUAAAGUAAGAGUUUAUUCAGAGAUAACGAAUAAAAAACAUAAAAUCGCACUGGCGGUGAUUGAACU